Molecule: messenger RNA, 981 nt
Organism: Bacillus rossius redtenbacheri
Lineage: Eukaryota; Metazoa; Arthropoda; Insecta; Phasmatodea; Bacillidae
Product: immunoglobulin domain-containing protein oig-4-like
Exons: 4
Coding region: 44-625 (193 amino acids)
Biological process (GO): homophilic cell-cell adhesion; synapse organization
Cellular component (GO): plasma membrane; neuronal cell body; axon
Molecular function (GO): axon guidance receptor activity
Source: RefSeq, a predicted model, not a curated record
UAACAAGGGGCUAUCGACUGGCGUUGCGGACCAGGGAAGGAACAUGCUUGUUAAACCUCUUCUGUCGGCGAUACGGCACGGAGUGGGUCUGGCCUACUGGAGUGUCACAACACACAAGACUUGCUGGAGGGCAACAAUGAAGAGCAGCGCGCUGACCGUACUGCUACUGGUGCUGCUGCUGUGGGGCGGACCGAGAGGGGCACACGGCCGCAAAGGCAGAGGCCGGGGCCGCACCAAGAGCAAGGUGCAGAUCGGCCUGCCGAUCACCGGCCAGUACCGAGAUCCAGAGUCCGACCAAUACUACAACAACAACAACGGGGCAAAGAUCCUAGUGGCAUCGCAUUUUGACUAUGAAUACACGCUUGGUCACAAGAUAGCGUUCAUGUGCGUGGCCAGAGGGUCGCCACGACCACAGAUCACCUGGUUCAAGGACGGCAUCGAGUUGUACGCUCACUCGUACCUUCACAUACACGAAUGGAAGAUGGGCGAGGACCGGGUGAAGUCGAAACUGGAGAUCGACCCGGCCACCCAGAUGGAUGCCGGGCUGUACGAGUGCUACGCCGACAACAUGUACUCCAUAGAUCGCCGCAGCUUCAAGACUGACUUCAGCAUCGUCUUUGACUAGUACCCAGAGGCAUAACGUCGCUCCGACUGCACUCCCUCCAUCCUACAUACCGACAGUAAUUUAUUCCUUGCCCUAAUGCUGGCAUCAGUCGCCCGUAACAAGCGAAUCUCUGAAAUAACAACAAUGUUCACUUCCCUUAUUGAAACUAAACUUUGAAACAUAGCAUUUAACCCUUUUAAGUUUAAAACCUGACCCGUGAUUAUUAAAAUUGUCCCCUGGGUACUCGUAGAAAUAAGCUAAGAAAGUGAUGUGAGUUAAUAAAAAUUAUAUGAAAGUAAUCUUUUGUACAAAUUUUUUUACUUUUAAAUACAUGCAAACUUGCAAAAAAAAAGUGAAUAAAAUCAUUUGUGAAUCAA